Molecule: messenger RNA, 1659 nt
Organism: Pseudoliparis swirei
Lineage: Eukaryota; Metazoa; Chordata; Actinopteri; Perciformes; Liparidae
Gene: bhlhe23
Product: basic helix-loop-helix family, member e23
Exons: 1
Coding region: 345-1043 (232 amino acids)
Molecular function (GO): protein dimerization activity
Source: RefSeq, a predicted model, not a curated record
GGGCACGAGAAGAGACGCGCGCGAGGAGAAGAAAAGAAGAAGAAGAGAAGAAGAAGAAGAAAAAGAAGGGGAAAAAACCUUCCGCGAGCGCAAUUAAAAAAGAAAAGGCGAGAAGUGAAGUGUUGCUGUGCACGUGGGCAAUGCGCGCGACGAGGAGGGAGCGCAGAGUACAGAGGAGGUGAACGAGGAGGCUUCACGUCCACAGCCUCCUUCUCGAAAGAGUCCGCGCGCGAGAGCCGAACACAACUCCAGCUGCUCAGCCUCCGACGUCAGAGGCACCGGGGAAGCAGCGGAAGAGUCCUGCGCGCGCGGCGGCACCUGGUUCCGGGAGAGAGAGAAAAACGAUGAAUGUCAGCGAAGAGAACCUCAUCAAGUCCAUCAGCAACGACGCGCUCCUCGACCUGACGCAGCGCUACGGACAGUCGGCCUUCGGGUUCGGUCCGGGCCACGUUCCCGGGAGUCCCGGCCGCUUCCCGCUCACGCCGGCCACCGAUUUCCUCUCCGGUCAGAAGAGCGCGCAGUCCAACGCGAGCGGCGGAGAGCACACCAGCGACGACGAGGACGGCUUCGACUCGCUCGGGCCGCGCAAGAGAGGCUGCUCGCCGUUCGGAGACGACAAGUCCGGGGGGGGACCCCUCGGUAAGAAGUCCAAGGAGCAGCGGUCCCUGCGGCUGAGCAUCAACGCGCGCGAGCGGCGGAGGAUGCACGACCUGAACGACGCGCUGGACGGCCUGCGCUCCGUCAUCCCGUACGCGCACAGCCCGUCGGUGAGGAAGCUCUCCAAGAUAGCCACCCUCCUCCUGGCCAAGAACUACAUCCUCAUGCAGGCGCAGGCCCUGGAGGAGAUGAGGCGGCUGGUGGGGUACCUGAACCAGGGACAGAACAUGGCGUCGCCCAUCCCCGCCGCCCUGGCGCCCUUCGGACAGGCGGCGGCCGUGUUCCCGUUCUCGGGCUCCGCGCUCGCCGCCACCUGCGCGGAGAAGUGCACCGGGUACUCCGGGACACCGGCGAGUCUCUUCAAACAAUGCAGCGACAAGCCGUGAUCCGGUUUCUCGCGCGGUUUCUCAAUUCCCCAGAACUUUUUACCCCCCCCCCCCACCCAAAAAAACCCACGUAGAUAUCUCUCUGAAAAAAAAAUGUCAUUCUGUGGAAAAUGAAACAAGUUUAGUCUAAUGCAUAAUCUUCAAAUAUGGUCAUACUGCAGUGUUUGUCAUCCAGAUUUAACAAAACGCUCCUUAUAUUAAAAAAAACAAAAACAAUUUGGGCCUAAUGAUGGAGUCACUUUACAGACUUUAUAACUUUACAGUCCAGAUUAUGAGUUCUAUGCAACAUUAAAAUAGAAAUGCGAUCAUCUCCAUUUACUCAACAUGAAUAACUGACUCUUCCCCCUGGAGCUGUGUGUGUGGCGAACACCUGUGAUAUUGGCUGAUAUAUAUUUUCUGAAACGAUGUGAUGACAAUUUUUGUAUUUAUUCUUCUUAUUUUUAUUUGUAAGUUAUAUUGCACAACUCACAUGAUUGUAUUGUACAACUAUUGUGGAAAAACAAAUUCACUCCAUGAAGCUCGGUUAUAGCUGCAGCCUCAUUCUGGUUGUGUUGUCCAACAUGGAUUUCAUAUAUUGUUUAUAUGUCUUUAUAAUUAAAAAAAACACAUAUCUAUG